CUCGCCCCCUCCCCUCGCUGUCCACUCGGGAUUAUCUCCAUCGUCGUGCCGCUGAGAUGUCUACUCCAGAUGCAGCAGGCACCCCGGGAGUCCCCGACUCUGAAGGGGGCCCCCCGGCGGCGGCCCCCAACCUGACCAGUAACAGGCGACUUCAGCAAACGCAGGCGCAGGUGGACGAGGUCGUGGACAUUAUGCGUGUGAACGUGGACAAAGUCCUGGAGAGGGACCAGAAGCUGUCUGAGCUGGAUGACCGUGCUGAUGCCCUGCAGGCCGGAGCCUCGCAGUUUGAAAGCAGCGCCGCCAAGCUCAAAAACAAGUACUGGUGGAAAAACUGCAAGAUGAUGAUCAUCAUGGCGAUUGUAGGCGUCAUAUUCUUUGGCGUCAUCUUCUUGUAUUUCUUCUACUAAGUCAAACUUGGGCCCCCCCCCUCGUCUGCCCUCACGUGCUUCCUGCUCGUCACGGACGCCUUCCUCACACUUUGCUAUGGCUGCUGGCUAACGCCGACCUCUGUGUUUAAGUAUUCAUGUGGUAACUGCAUACACAACCAAAAUAUUUGCAUUUCAAAUGUGCCCUGCCUUGUCCAAUCAUAUCCUCAUGUCUUCUGAAAAAGCUGCCCCCUUGUGGACAGUUAAGUUACUGCUAGUAAAUGUUUGUUGUCACUUUAAAUUGAGGCUUAAAGUGAAUAUUGUGAUUGUAUUAUCAAUAAAACAUGUUUAAA
Molecule: messenger RNA, 718 nt
Organism: Doryrhamphus excisus (bluestripe pipefish)
Lineage: Eukaryota; Metazoa; Chordata; Actinopteri; Syngnathiformes; Syngnathidae
Product: vesicle-associated membrane protein 2-like
Biological process (GO): vesicle-mediated transport
Cellular component (GO): membrane
Source: RefSeq, a predicted model, not a curated record